UAUUGCAUUUGUAGAGAUGAAUAAAGCGUAUUUUAGUACUUAAAAAAUUCUGAUUCUGUUCGUCUGGAUAUUUUUAAUAAAAAAAUUAAUCUUCGUUUUGAUUAAAUUUGGAAAAGUGUUAAUCUUUAGUUUACUGAGUAAAUUCGCAUUUUCUUCAAUCUUUACCUGAUUAAGUGAGAAGUUCUCUUGUGCCAAUAUUUUCCAAGAGUUGCAUACAAAAUAAACGCAUGUUUCUUGUUAAUACAAUUAUCUGCUUAAACAAACCUAUUAAAUUAUUAUGCCACCGACCAAGAAGUUUAAAAUUGAGGACCCGAUUGACCUGAAAAAGAAAAAAAUGGCAGCAAUAAUUGAGGCAACGUUUCCAUCCUGUAAUAAUGAACUUAGCCAAAUUAAUAAGUUGUACUAUAUAUUUAAAACGUUAGAAACUGUACCAAUUAUACUCCAUACGGGAACGUAUACGGAGGAUAUUAUUAUUUCACGAGAUAAAUGGGCCACGGCCUGCUUAAUAUUUAAUUUAGAAGAAUGCACCAAACUACUGUGCCAAGCGAUCCUUACCAGCGACGACGUUAAUAAUCAACAAGGUGGAAAUCUUACCAAUAAAAAAUAUGCUAUUAUAAGUGCCGUGGGAUGGAUCAUUAAUAAAGCUAAUGACUUCUGGCUAUCUCCUGCAAAUAUUGACGAUAAUAUAAUUUGGCCUACCCAAGAGGCAAUAGAAGAAAGAACGAUUGUAUCAAAUUUUGUAGACAAUUUUAUAGAAAAUAUUAAACUGCUAGAUGAUAAAGCCGGCCAGCCGGAUGAAUUACAAUCUACCUCAUUUCUCGAAAACGUGGAGGAUGAAAUACUCUUAAAAUUCAAGCAAAUUUAUGAUAAGGCUGUUAAAACCUCAUCCUUUAAAGAUUCCUACGAAAUUUUCGAGUAUUUAAUACGAGCCUAUGAUGAAGGGAGGGAUAAAUUCAUUGGAGGAGUAUCACUUAAUCCAGACGAUUACUUUAAAGCCUACUUAUCACAUAGUGAUAUCAACCUAGUGACAAAUACGAUUAUUACAUCGUUAGUAAAAGAUUUAGGACACGAACACCUUAAUGAAUGGCGCACCUCACCUAUAAUAAAAUUAAUAACUUACCAAUGCGUAGGCCACAUUAGAGCUCGUCAUGCAAAGAUGUUCGUUACAUCGGCCAAGUCAGGAGAUAGAAGAUUCCUAACUAAAGAGGAGAUAAAUCAAUUAAACGAUACUGCAUUUACUACGCGUCUACCUGAGGACGUUAGAACCCCAGUAGAAUCACAAUCACAAAAUUAUGUUGAAUCCGUAAUGUACCAAAUUGUAGAGUCCAAUAUUUAUAACGAUGUCUCCAUUUGGGGUCAGUUUCCAUCUUCGAGUGCUGCUAACAUCAUGUCUCAAUCCGAAUAUAGUGGUCUUGACCACUUGGCCACCUCAAAUCAAAUUAUAGAAUUAUUUUCUGAGGAAGCGGAAGCAUCAUCCUCUUCUUCCGUGAUAAAUGAGUUUGAAAGAUAUCAAUUAAAAUUUAGUGGAGAAAUAGAAACAGAUCUUCCUUCUUGGACAGAAAAGGAUUAUAUGACUAGUCAAGAGAGACCUCAAAUGCUAUUAAAAUCUGAAGAGAUAGCAAAAAUGGCUUUAAUAUUUACAAGCGACAGCCUAGCUGGCUGUAAGUGUCUCAUGAAAAAAAUAUUCAAUACGACUGAACUACAAGGAAUGAAUUGGUCUGGGAGACCAUCUAUUAAUGGAGGGCAUAAGCAUGCCGCUUUUAUUAAGAAUCCGAAAACAUUCUUCAUAUUUUAUUUUCUUCGCUUAAUGAAAACAAGUGCCAAACUAAAAGUUAAUUGGGAUAAAGUACAUGAGGAUACAUCUAUUCAGUUGGAGGCUUUAACGGAUCUUGAAUUUUACAAGAUUAAGCAACAUAUUUUCAUUGACAAAGCAACGAAAACAAAAAUAACGGGAUGCAUGAGUAAAGGCGAUCUUAAUAAGUGAUAUAUAUUUUAUAUUUUUAAAAAAUUGUAUAAAAUUAUAAAUUAUGUUUUAAAAAAAUUAUAUAAAAUCACAAAUGAUAUAUUAUAUUUAAAAAAAUUAUAUAAAAU
Messenger RNA from Folsomia candida, 2091 nucleotides. RefSeq lists its product as uncharacterized. The record is from RefSeq and is a predicted model, not a curated record. The transcript is spliced from 9 exons. NCBI's taxonomy places the organism in Eukaryota, Metazoa, Arthropoda, Collembola, Entomobryomorpha, Isotomidae. The coding region runs from base 278 to 1984 and encodes 568 amino acids.